Molecule: messenger RNA, 1403 nt
Organism: Hyaena hyaena (striped hyena)
Lineage: Eukaryota; Metazoa; Chordata; Mammalia; Carnivora; Hyaenidae
Gene: CISD1
Product: CDGSH iron sulfur domain 1
Exons: 5
Coding region: 478-813 (111 amino acids)
Biological process (GO): regulation of autophagy
Cellular component (GO): intracellular membrane-bounded organelle; mitochondrial outer membrane
Molecular function (GO): 2 iron, 2 sulfur cluster binding
Source: RefSeq, a predicted model, not a curated record
CAGGACCCAGCUCCGCGCAUGCUCGUCGUCAGCUGCUGUGGCAGUACACACGUGCUUACAGCCAGCCGCGGCGCUUGCGCUGUAGCGGCCUGGAGUGGGUGCACGUAGGACGUUUCUCGCACCUUGACUCCUGCCCUCCGUGAGCCUGUUUGUGCUUAGUGUCUGUGCACACGCCUUGCAAGCGACGGCGCCAUGAGUCUGUCUUCCAACGUACGAGCUAAAAUUGAACACCACCUGUGUUAACAGUAACAUUACCAGGCACACCCUACCAAUCUGGGGAAGAGACCUAGGGAGGGAAAGAUUUAAACACAGCCCCCCUCCCCCUCUCCUGAGAAGAAAAGAACAUUCUGAUUCUGUGGCAGUUGACUUUGGGCAAAAGAGGACUGUUUUGGACAGAAAAGAGCUAAAGGAACAGAAACAGGUCCACUCCAUACUGGGAAUAGACAACUCUUCUCUGAGGCUGAGGCUAACCAGACUAUGCAGAGCUUUCUUCUCUCCAACCUUCUGUGGAAUUGGGUUGAAUGGAUCGCAGCAGUUACUAUUGCUGCUGGUACAGCUGCGAUUGGUUAUCUAGCUUACAAAAGAUUUUAUGUUAAAGAUCAUCGCAACAAAUCUAUGGUAAACCUUCACAUCCAGAAAGACAACCCCAAGAUAGUACAUGCUUUUGACAUGGAGGAUUUGGGAGAUAAAGCUGUGUACUGCCGUUGUUGGAGGUCCAAAAAGUUCCCACUCUGUGAUGGAUCUCACACAAAACACAAUGAAGAGACUGGAGACAACGUGGGACCUCUGAUCAUUAAGAAAAAGGAAACUUAAAUUAACAGUUUGCUGCUGCAAACCAACUAGUCAUGAUGUUACCUGAUUGUUUAACUAGAAUGACUACCACUUCUGUCUAAUUCACUUGCCCUGGGUUCUAGAUGUGGUAUGAUGCAAACUGCAGCUUUCAUAUUCACGGCAUUUGCCUUACCUGUUGAACCAUCGUGGUGCACAUUUGUUUAAACAAAAAAAGGAAAAAGUUAAAACCAACCUUAUGGCCUGUGGGUUAUUUUGGUCUUGUAAGGAUCCGUUUCUUUACAUUUAAAAUAAUUAUAUGAGAAUAUAGUUGAAUUUUGAAGUUAACACAUUAAAUUAUUCUCAAAAUCAUGUAUAUGUAGAUUAUACUUUCAAAGAAAAAUUGUCACCUUUUAAUAUUACUUAGUUAACCUAGAAAGUAAAUUGGGUGUGAUUAAGCUAUAUUAAUCUCUUAAUAUAGGCAAAACCUGUUAUGACCUUGAUUCUCUUCUUGACAAACAGGUAAUGAAGAGCUUUAUGUUUUCAUGGUUUUUAAACAAAAUGAACUUUGAAUGUUAUUCUGCUUAAUUAUAAGUGGGCCAGGUCUAAAAUAAAAGGGCACAGUAACUUCUUUA